ACAGGGUGCUGCGGUCCCGGUACCGGCUCGACCGACGUCGACUGCGGGGAAGAUUGGACGACUUGUGUCGACACUGAGCAGUUUUCCGAUCAUUAAGACAACAAUUCUGCAGCAGACGGCAGUUUGCCAUGGCGAAGUCUCUGGAUGGAGGCAACAAGGUGUGGGCCCCCCACUCACACGAGGGGUUUGUCCUGGGAACCAUCGUAGACAUGGGCUCAGACACACUCACCAUAGAACCCUUCACCAAGGAGAGGAAUGCUAAGCCAAUCACAGCCCCCUUCAGUGAUGUGUACCCUGCAGAAGAGGAUACUGACAAGGAUGUGGAUGACAACUGUUCCCUCAUGUUCCUGAAUGAAGCCACGCUGCUACACAACAUCCGACUGCGCUACAAGAGGGAGCAGAUAUAUACAUAUGUGGCCAACAUCCUGAUUGCAGUCAACCCGUACCAUGACAUCCCCAAACUGUACGCUGCAGAAACCAUCAAAUCCUACGGGGGGAAAUCUCUAGGAACCAUGCCUCCACACGUGUUUGCUAUUGCUGACAAGACCUACCGUGACAUGAAGGUGAACAAGGAGAGCCAGUCCAUCAUUGUGAGUGGGGAGUCUGGUGCAGGGAAAACAGAGACAACCAAGUACAUCCUCAGAUAUCUGACUGAGUCCCAUGGAUCAGGCAUGAUCAUUGAUCAGCGAAUUGUAGAAGCCAACCCUCUACUGGAGGCCUUCGGUAAUGCCAAGACUGUCCGUAACAACAACAGCUCGCGUUUCGGCAAGUUUGUGGAAAUCCAUUUUGACCACAAGCACAAGGUUGUCGGUGGUUAUGUCUCACAUUACUUACUGGAGAAGUCACGAAUCUGCAGCCAGAGCCGACAGGAGCGAAACUACCACAUCUUCUACCGGAUGUGCGCCGGCGCCCCCGAGGACGUCAGGGUGAAACUGCACCUGGGCAACCCAGACGAGUACCACUAUCUGCGGAACGGGUGCACCCAGUACUUCACCAACAAGGACACCAUCAACCUCAUCAACCAGGCCCGCAAGAGCAAACAGUUCCUAAAGGAUGGCAGCCUACAUGACCCUAUACUGGAUGAUGUGAAGGACUACAAGCGUAUGGAGGACGCCAUGAAAUGUGUCGGGAUCGAGGAGGCGGAGAAGAUGAACCUGUUCCGCAUCGCAGCCGCCGUACUGCACCUGGGCAAUGUCACCUUCGAGGAGGACCACAACAACACCUCAGGCGGCUGUAUCGUGCCCCAGUCGUCAGACAAGGCCCUGGCAGUGACGGCUGAGCUGAUGGGUCUGGGGAAGGAGGAGCUACAGGAGGCCCUCACCACACGGGUCAUGCAGACGGCUCGGGCAGGGCCGGGGGGAACUGUCAUCAAAGUUCCUCUGAAGUUUGACCAGGCCUCCAACGCCCGUGAUGCCCUGGCCAAGGCCGUGUACUCCCGACUGUUUGACCGUGUGGUGGCUCGAGUCAACCAGUGUUUCCCCUUCCAAAGUUCUGAACACUUCAUUGGAGUUCUGGACAUUGCUGGCUUUGAGUACUUUGAGAUGAACAGCUUCGAGCAGUUUUGCAUCAACUACUGUAACGAGAAGCUGCAGCAGUUCUUCAAUGAGCGCAUCCUGAAAGAGGAACAAGAACUGUACCAGAAGGAGGGCCUGGGAGUGGCAGAGGUGUCGUAUGUGGACAACCAGGAUGCCAUUGAUCUGAUAGAGAUGAAGGCGUCUGGUAUCCUGGACAUCCUGGAUGAGGAGAGUCGCCUGCCUCGCCCUGACAGCAUCCACUUCACCACGGAGGUACACAACCGCCACAAGAACCACUUCCGCCUCACGAUCCCACGGAAGUCCAAGCUGGCCUAUCACAAGAAGCUGCGUGAUGACGAAGGCUUCCUCAUCAGGCAUUUUGCCGGUGCUGUGUGCUACACUACAAAACUGUUCAUAGAGAAGAACAAUGAUGCUCUGCACGACUCGCUGGAGUUCCUUAUACAAGAGAGUAAGGACCCCUUCAUACAGGACCUGUUUGGGGAGAAGAAGAAGAAGACAUCAGGAAAGCUGGGCUUCAUCAGUGUGGGCAACAAGUUCAAGACUCAGUUGGAACAGCUGCUGGAUAAACUGAGAAAUACGGGUUCUGCAUUUGUCCGUUGCAUCAAGCCCAAUCUGAAGAUGACCAGCGGCAUGUUUGAGGGAGCUCAGAUCCUCUCCCAGCUGCAGUGUGCAGGUAUGGUGUCUGUACUGGAUCUGAUGCAGGGUGGGUUCCCCUCCCGUGCCCAGUUCCAGGACCUGUACAACAUGUACAAGCAGUACCUACCAGCAGACUUGGCCAGGCUGGACCCCAGGCUCUUCUGUAAGGCUCUCUUUAAGGCUUUGGGUCUGAAUGAAAAUGACUUCAAGUUUGGUCUGACCAAGGUCUUCUUUAGGCCAGGGAAGUUUGCAGAGUUUGACCAGAUUAUGAAGUCGGACCCUGAACACUUGGCAGCGCUGGUUGCUAAGGUGAGGAAGUGGCUGCUUCAGUCCCGCUGGAAGAAGGCCCAGUGGUGUACCCUGUCUGUCAUCAAACUGAAGAACAAGAUCCUGUACCGCAGAGCUGCUCUCAUCAAGAUCCAGUCUGGAUUCAGGAUGAUGAUCUGCAUGAAGAAACACAAACCAAGAAUUGCCGGUAUGAAGAAGGUGACAACUCUGAAGACACUUAGUGGCCAGAUGCACCAGCUGGUUUCUGCUCUAAAGGAGGACAAGCAGUCAUCAGGCAAACAGGUGACAGACCUGGAGGCAGGUAUCAAUGGACUUGUGAAACAGAUCAAGACCACCAUGAUGACCCGUGAGCAGAUUGACAAGGAGUACAACACCCUGUACAACCAGGCCACCCAGCUCAUGAAGACACUCGACUCCAAGAAGAAGAAACAGGAGGAGGAGGAACGCAUGCGCAAGAUUCAGGAGGAGAUGGAACGAGAGCGGAAACGUCGCGAGGAAGAAGAACAGAAACGCAAACAGGAGGAGGAGGAGAAGAGACUACGAUUAGAGAUGGAAGCUCAGAGGAAGAAGGAAGAGGAAGAGCAGAAGAGGAGGGAGGAAGAAGAGAAGCGACUACAGAAGGAGAUCGAGGAACAGCUGGCAAAGGAGGCUGAGGAAGAAGCAAAGAACCAGGCUAUCCUGGAGCAGGAGCGGCGAGACCGUGAGCUGGCCAUGCGUCUGGCCGAGGACGAGGGACAGGAGAUCGUGGAGGAACCACAGGAGGCACCGCAGCUCAAGAGGGCUGUUGCCACCAAGCAGGGUUCUAAGAAGUAUGAGCUGAGCAAGUGGAAGUACGCAGAGCUGCGAGAUGCCAUCAACACGUCUUGUGAUGUUGAACUGCUGGAGGCUUGUCGUGAGGAGUUCCACCGCCGUCUGAAGGUGUACCACGCCUGGAAAACCAAGAACAAGAAACGCACUGCCGGCACCGAGGACGAGCGCGCUCCCGAUUCAGUCAUGCAAGAUGAGGAUGUAGAUUUGUAUGUUAGAACCGAUCCGUACCGUGAGCGCCAGCGCACCAUGUCCAUGAACCAGAUGGCGCAGGCCCCGCCCCUGCCGCCACGACAACAGUCGCUGCCCAACCGUCAACAACGGUACUUCCGCAUCCCGUUUAUACGCCCGGCGGACCAGUACAAGGACAACCAGAACAGGAAGAAGGGGUACUGGUACGCACACUUCGACGGGCAGUGGAUCGCUCGCCAGAUGGAGUUACACCCGGACAAAGUUCCUGUCAUCCUUGUUGCUGGGAAAGACGACAUGCAGAUGUGUGAGCUGAGUCUGGAUGAGACCGGCCUCACGCGCAAACGCGGAGCUGAGAUCAUCGCCAGGGAGUUCGAGGAACAGUGGAACCGCACCGGCGGGCGGGAGUAUCUCAUGCAAGCCAUCCAGUCCAAACAAGCACGUCCAACGUACGCUACAGCCAUGCUUCAGCAGCAGUAUAAGAAGUAACCAGCACCGUUCUAAGCAACAGGGACCAAUGAGAGAAUAUUUAACAUUCAAUCAUUCUUAGUAGAAGUAAUUUAUAAGAGCUUAAUGUACUUUGCAAAAAAAAUUGGCUUGGAAAAUGUGAUAGGAAUCUGUGUACUGUGAAUGUUUUGGGUGUCAUGUGAGAAGCCUACUAUGGAAAUUUCAAAGUGAACAAUAAUGGAAAUGUGGUAAUUUUUGUUGUAACGAUGGUGUACGUUGUACACGUGUUUUACAUAGUGUUACAGGCACAUUCAUGUGGUGAUAGCAAAAUGUGUUUUUACUUUAUUGACCAUUGAUUCUAGUGUGGAGCAGGUCUUAUGGAUUACAUGGAAGACAAGCAUGUACAUGUAGACAUGUAACAUUUAAAGUCAUGCUAAUGACACAAAAAGUCCACUAUUAAAGGAGCAUUAUGUAACAUUUUUGCACCAAAAAUUGAAACAUUUUGGUUGAAAAAAAAUCUUAAUGUGAUUAUAAAUUACUUUUCAACAUAUUUGUGCAAUUAUCUCACAUUUCUGACAUUCAUGGUUGGCACUUAAACAGCCGACAUUGAGCAAACUCAGUUUGUGGUACCACCACAAAUUACCAGAAUGUAAACAAACAUCGCCGACAGCUGUGUUUCCAGGUUUUGAACACACUUAUAAGUCAUCAUAUCUUGGCACCUCUCCUUUGUGAACGGCACUUAUUUGCAAUGGAGUAGGGUUGAUUCAACUUACGUUGUAAAGAAAUGACACGAAAAUUGACUUUAUUUUGUCUAAAUGUUACAUAAUGCAGCUUUAAGCAUGAUGAUUCAUAGCCUUCCAGGGACAUGUUUCGACCAUAGAAAGAAAGGAUGUUGGCUUAAGUUAUUGCCGUGUUGAAGCCAAAAGUUACAAGAAUAGAGUACAAGAAACUUGUGUGAUAUUUGUCAGUAAUUAAACACUUAACAGUUACGGUAGAUUCUACUGGUGGAAACUUUAGAAACAUGCCUGUCAUUUGGAGGUGCUCUUCCCAACAAGGGACAGUUUUUACUGCUAUAGUUUUGCCUCAAGCGUGGAAAUGUAAGGAAGGCUUUAUAUGCACUAAUAUUUCCUUAGAGAAGUGAUGCAUUGAUGUGAUAAUUCAUGUGUGAUUGCUGCAAUUUUUUCUCAAUUUUCUAGUGAGGUUUGUUAUCUGCACUAUUUACGCCAGAACAAUUCUGUGUAAAAUGGACACGAAAUAGAAGUGCAAUUUAAAGAGAAAGAUCUAAAUGUUAAAUGGAAAAAAACUAUUCUUGAUGUAUAGAUGCUACCCGUUGGUCAAGCUUUUUUAUUCUUCAUAUUACCAUAAAUGCACUUAAAUUCUAAUAUUCCCAGUGUAACUUCAGUCUGGGGAAAAUGGUAACUCUCUAGUAAUCUAUUACGUUUAUGGAGAAGCCAUAGCCGGCUCUGCACUUCAAGUAUGAACCAAUAUAAAAACUGCUAAAGAAUGUGCCUUUUAACGUUUCGAGCCUGUCAACAUAAGACAGAAAAGAACCUUUGUUGUAGAUUGUUCACAUUUUACGACUAUGUAGCAGUGAGGCGAGUGUAUAACAGUCUGCAGUAGUCAUUUAUAAGUGGUGUUGAGAACGUGCCUUUCUCAAAAAACAUAUCAAAGUCUGAGGCUUGUGGACACUGCAUCAUACAAAUAGGAACUUAACCACACAGCAUAAAACAUAGCAACUUAUUCGUAACAUUAACCAAAAGUAUUGAACCGAUCAAGAUGCCUGGAUGGCUGAGAAAUUAUUUCAAAGAUCUAAUAAUUGCUGAAGCAGGUCUUCAAUAUUGACAAUAUAAUCUACAGAACCCACAGAAAGUGAAUUUGGUUGAGGCUCUUGCAUAGUCAUAGAUUUAGGUGUAAAAUUGCCUCGUAGACCCUUUAUGGGGUGUGGCAUUACAGGAUAUAUACUGGUACAUGUAGGUGUGUGUGGAUAAAUGUGGAUUCCCUGCUGAUUUUAUGUAGAUGACCCUACAAUUGUCUACUGUUGCAUGAAUCUGUCCAGUACAGUAGAAUUCCUCAAUAACACAAUUACACAGAUUGUCAGCAGUGCACUCAACUACGUAAUUGAUGUGUAGGCUCUAUGCAAUAGAUGUAGACAAUCAUAAUGCACUCUGUGGGCCCUGGCAUUUAUUAUUAAUGUAAGGGGACCUGCGAAAACAUUCAGGGUUGGUUCCCAGAAUGACUUUUCUAUUUUAUGGAUACGACGUAGGAAAAUUUAAAGUGCAAAGACUAAUAUAAGACCAAUUAAGAUUGGGGUAGGAAAUUGAUUAUGGGUCAUUUGGAUUGAAGAAUAGGUGUUAAGUUGAAGUCGUAUUUUUUCUAGAACAGACAGAGAGGAGUGGACUUUGUCAGGCAUUGCGUGCAGCAAAGUAGCACUGUGUGUAUGUAGCAUACUUUUAGCACUGAUACAGUAACUGUUGGAAUGGUCGGAAGUGGUCUUGUGCUCAGUAUGAAUUUUACCAAGGUACAUGUAGUGGUGGAUCAAGUAAGUCAUAAUAAAUCUGUAUUAUGGGGCAUUGCCUGGAAAUUAACUGCCGCUCAGAUGCAGGCAUUCUAUUAAGUUAACUGCUAUUGAGGAUUACACUUGUGCACAAAUGGAAGUUUGCUUCUCUGCAAUGCUGUGGUGUUAAAACGUAGCUCUUACCAAAUAUGGUAUGUAGAAGUGGACAUGCAUACUCCAUUCCAUGCAUGCAAUGAUGAACCACACGUUUAGGCAUUUGCGUCACUGUAGGAUGUAGCAACCAAGUGCUUUUACAUUGUGAUGCAUGGAGUUUGAAACUUUAAAAAAGUAGAAAAAUACACACUGGAAGACAAAGAGUGCCUGGACUCAAAAAUAAUGUUUUCAAACUCAUUCCUAUCUAUAGAGUCUCUGCUGUGGGUAGCAUUACAUUUUAAUGUGAAAUAAAGAAUCACUGUUACCA
Molecule: messenger RNA, 6877 nt
Organism: Branchiostoma belcheri (Belcher's lancelet)
Lineage: Eukaryota; Metazoa; Chordata; Leptocardii; Amphioxiformes; Branchiostomatidae
Product: unconventional myosin-VI-like
Exons: 33
Coding region: 129-3944 (1271 amino acids)
Biological process (GO): endocytosis; vesicle transport along actin filament; actin filament organization
Cellular component (GO): endocytic vesicle; cytoplasm; myosin complex
Molecular function (GO): ATP binding; microfilament motor activity; actin filament binding
Source: RefSeq, a predicted model, not a curated record